Molecule: messenger RNA, 2077 nt
Organism: Nicotiana tabacum (common tobacco)
Lineage: Eukaryota; Viridiplantae; Streptophyta; Magnoliopsida; Solanales; Solanaceae
Product: pumilio homolog 15-like
Biological process (GO): post-transcriptional regulation of gene expression
Cellular component (GO): cytoplasm
Molecular function (GO): mRNA binding
Source: RefSeq, a predicted model, not a curated record
UAUAUUACCCAAAAUUACUUCCCCCGCUACACACACCCACCCCUCUCUUCCUUUUUUUCGUUUCAUAUAUUAAAUAAAAUUUCGUAUACCUUAUAAAAAAAAAUCCAUACUUAUAGGACCAAAGAAGCUAAAACCCUUUUUCUAAGUCCACUCACAUUACUGCUCAAACGCCAAAACCAAAUCUUUUCUUUUGGUUUCUUGUAACGGCGAUGGACCAAUGGGGAAGAAGAAGCCUUUAUUUUCCGGCGUCUCAACCGCAGUCGGAAGAGACGCCGGAAAAUAACGCCGACCACCCACCUUGUCUGAACGGCUACCCUGAGUUAACCCCCACAAACGUUCUUCCGCUUGCAUCGGCCUUCGCCGGUAUAAGUCUUACCGGCGAUCAGACAAGAACGCCGUCGUUUGGUAUCCCUCCGCCGGCAGGGAGUUCAAUUGCUGAUUUCUUGGACCCUACAGUUGAUUACUUGAUGGGCUUUAGUUCCAAUGCUGAGUUGCAACAGGGUUUAAUCCGGGCCCACCAGAAUAAUGGGGCCCACCAGAAUCUUAAUGUGGGCCCGGAUAUUCGGGCAGACAUUCUCCGACGAAUGCAUCCAUGGUACCCACAACUGUACAGUGAUGAGUGCUGGAGAUGGAACUAUGACGUGGCAAACUACAAUGGCUUGCAUAGCAAGGAACCCAUUCCACAGUUUCCAAUUCUGCCAUGUUUAAACCAGAAUUCUAGUAUUAUCUCAAACGGUGUUUCUUAUAACUAUAACUGCACGGUUGUACCAAGUAAUUUGAAGAAUAAUCAAUCUGUUUUAUUGGGUGAUAAUGAUUUGAGAGGAAAAGUGGUUGCUUUAGCAAAAGAUCAACAAGGGAGCAAAAUACUACAGGCUAAGCUUGAGAAAGGAAAUAAGGAAGAAAUUGAAGUUGUACUUAGCGAGGUGAUUGAUUGUGUUACUGAUCUGUUAAAGAAUCAGUCUGGGAGUUACGUUAUUCAGAAGCUUUUUGUUGUUUGUAAUGAGGAACAGAGGACUACUAUUAUUCAGGCUAUAACCAGAACUAACCUCCAAUUUGUUAAUAUAUGUUUCAGCCAACAUGGGGCUCGAGCAAUGCAGAAAUUGUUGGAGAACCUUAGUACUCCGCAGCAAACGUCGUUGAUAAUAUCAGCUUUAACUCCAGUUGCUGUUGCAUUGGCCAAUGAUCAAAGUGGUCAUCAUGUGUUACAAUAUUGUGUCAAGACAUUCUCUAUUGAGUACACCAGGCAUCUUCUCAGUGAAAUUGCAAAUAACUGCUUUACAAUUGCAACCCAAAAAAGUGGGUGCUGUGUGCUGCAGUCAUGUGUAGAAUUCUCUCAUGGAGAACUCAGAGAUCGCCUUAUAACUGAGAUCUUAACAAAUGCAGUGCACCUAUCAGAAGAUCAAUACGGCAACUAUGUGGUGCAACAUCUUGUGGGACUGAAGUUACCAAGAGUUACAGAAACUUUAUUGGAAAGGCUUCAAGGAAGCUUUGUGACUCUCUCAUGCAAUAAGUAUGCGAGUAAUGUUGUUGAGAAAAUUAUCCUCGAGUCAGGAGAAGUGCACUCCACUAAAAUUAUCGCCGAGUUGCUCAGAAGCCCAAGUGCUUCAAUGCUCCUAGUGGACCCUUAUGGUAACUUUGUCAUCCAGACAGCAUUGCAAGUUUCAAAGGGCCACAUCUUCAAUGCUCUCUGUAAACUAAUCUACAUGAAUUCUGCAUCAAUGCAAAGUAACAUUUAUGGGAAGAAGAUCCUUGAUCGGUUGUGUAGCAAGAAGGAACCUCUACAUUGUACAAGAUUGUACAAGCGACAGGUAUAGUUAACUCGGGAGUAGUUGACAAUGUGCCUGACAUUUUUCUGAUGGAAUUUUCGGGUUUAGAAGCAUCUAGUAUCGUGGUUCUAUCGUAUGUUGUUUGUUUUCUAUGUACGUUAGAGAUCUGAACUUGUAGGAUCAUAAAGCUGAGUAUGCAUGCGAGCCUCUUCUUAACGUACUGUAUAUUUUUGGUUCUAUCCAUGUUGGUUGUUAUAUAAUAUAUAUAUAGGGCUUGUAAGCAUUCUUGAAUAAGUACCUUACAAUAUUCA